AAAAAGUUACUGGAAGGUUUUUGAACAAGCUGUGGAGUACAAGAUCCUGACCCAGUCUCCUAAAGAGGAUAGCGGGGCUGGCCGCGACAGGGGAAGGCCCCUAAACACAGAAGACUUUCUCAGAAGAUUUCAAGCACCCGUUUUUCACAGCCCCGACACCCCUCUACGGAGCAUGAUUUCCAUGAGACCAUCAGAGAGUGACUGAUACUCUGUUUCAGUGACAAGAAAAGGUUUGCCUUUAAAAGAAGAGGAAAAGUCAGAAGUCAUCAAAACAAUGUAAUAUCCUGUGUGAAAUGUUUGAGGUUUGAGUCCCUUGAUCAUGUGCCCCGCGAGAAGUAAGUCGGCGGUGGUGGCCGCGGAUGACGAGUCGAGUCACUCAAGUCUGUCUUCAGCUCACCUCACACUUGGGCUUCUCGGGGAGGAGGGGCUGGAGCUGCUGCCCACCUCAGCACCAUGAUCCUCAGGCUGCUCCUGGCUCUCAACUUCUUCCCCUCAAUUCAAGUAGCAGAAAACAAGAUUUUGGUGAAGCAGUCGCCCAUGCUUGUGGUAAAUGACAAUGAGGUCAACCUCAGCUGCAAGUACACGUACAACCUCUUCUCAAAGGAGUUCCGGGCAUCCCUUUAUAAGGGAGCGGAUAGCGCCGUGGAGGUCUGUGCUGUGAAUGGAAACCACUCCCAUCCACUUCAGUCAACAAAUAAGGAAUUCAACUGCACCGUGAAAGUAGGCAAUGAAACAGUGACCUUCUACCUCCAGGACCUGUAUGUCAACCAAACGGAUAUUUAUUUCUGCAAACUUGAGGUUCUGUAUCCUCCUCCUUACAUAGACAAUGAAAAGAGUAAUGGCACCAUUAUCCAUGUGAAAGAGAAACAUCUUUGUCCAUCUCCCCGGUCUCCUGAGUCUUCUAAGCCAUUUUGGGCCCUGGUGGUGGUAAACGGAGUGCUAGUUUUCUAUAGCUUGCUAGUAACAGUGGCUCUCUCUAACUGCUGGAUGAAGACUAAGAGAAACAGGAUGCUUCAGAGCGACUACAUGAACAUGACCCCCCGCAGGCCAGGGCCCACCCGAAGGCACUACCAGCCCUAUGCCCCAGCACGGGACUUCGCGGCCUACCGCUCCUGACACGGACGCCUAUCCAGAUGCAAGCCGGCUGGCCUCUCUUCACCUGCUCAACACCACUGCUCUGGAUAGGAAAGGCCUGCCUUGUCUUCAGCCAGCCACCUUGGCCUCCUGUUAGGCCGCUGACGCCAAAUUUUCUUGAAUGACUAGACCGAAGAACGUCAUUUUGAGAUCUGAGAUGAAGUGAAGGAAUAUUACUGUGGCAGACUCUAUCUCAUAGUGCCACAGUCCAAAUUCAAACUCAUCGUGUAUUUAUUGACUGGAUUGAGAGGUUAGGGUCGAAAACCAAAAGUGAGUGGAUUCUGUUAAGCCUUGAAAUCUGCCUCCAGUUCCUCUCCUUUCUAACUCACCCGCACGUUGUGGUCAAGCGAAGUGUGAUCUCGAAAGACUUUUUCGAUGGAGAAGAAGUUAGGAAAUCACUCCCUUUGAUGAAAUGGGGAUUUAAGGUGGGGAUAGGUUAGAAAGGGGGAGGGAGUGGUGAGACAUAAACAUUUUUAAAACCAUUAAAACACUGUCUCUCACUCAUGUAAUGAGCCACUUAGUUCCUAUUUAAUGCUGUUUUAGUUUGUAAAGAUGUAGAUACUCUUUUUGAAUUCUGGCCCUAUUUGGUCAUUUUGACCAAGAGAUUCUCUUCAGAGUCAUGGAAGGCAAACCAACUUGCUUUCCUUGCUCCCUAUGAUGGGAACUCAAUGUAGUCUUCACAAUAUGAUUUUGAAAGAAUAAAGUAGUCCUCCCACACCAAGGAAGAAUGUGUCAGGAAAUAAGGUCACUUUAGGUCAAAAAUUAUUUGAAUACUAUGAAGGGCUAUUUGUUCAGCAGCUCAUUUCAGUCCAAUCAUACAGGGCCCUCUUCUGUUCCUGUAUUUUAGGUCUACACAGUUGGUUUCUUUAUUGUCUGCGAGGAAGUCUAAAGUGGGAUGCAGAGGGAACAUCCAGAGAGAGAAGUAAAGAUACUGUGAAAGAAAGAUGUUAGCAUCCAUUAGAACAGGAGAGAUGAGUCCUGAGAAGCUUCUGAAGGAGGGAGAACAGAAGGGAAUGACACAAUUCUUGCCGUGCUGAGGGGAUGGCCAGCAUUUGGUGGGAGUUUUCCAGAAACAGCAGGCAGAAGGAGUCAUGAUGAGAACUCCUUUCUGGGAUUUUUGGGCUUUAAGACUCAGAGCUCCAGAAAUCUGUGGUUCAGCCGUCUGUUUACCCUGGAGGUCCUUCGACAUGGAAAGAUAUUUGAUGCUUUUGAGAUAGCAUCAAAGUUCUGAAGACACUGCAAGGCCAGACCCUGGACACACUAUGGAUAUUUUUCUGGUUCCAGUUUGGGUCAUCUGGAGUAUGUCUGGGGACCUUGAAGAACAGCUUUACUGUUGCCAUAAUAAUCUGUUCAGUGCUUUGAUUCAUUCAGAUGUUGGAGAAGUCUAGGUUUUAGAGGCAGGUAGACCUGGUUCAAGUUCUAUUGCUAGUUGGCCUCAGGAGAGUCACUGCCUUUCUAAAACUCUGAUUCUCCAACUAUAAAAUGAAGAUAAUGAGCACAAAAGUCUGUUUCUAUACUAUCAUUUCCAUGAGGGCAUGUCCCAAGUUUGUCUUUUUUUUUUUUUUCUGCUUGUCCCUGGCACGUAGUACCAUGCCUAACAUAUGUUAGCUAUUAUUAUUCUCGUGUAGAUAACCUAUGUAUAAAAAUUAAGCUGGGCAAUGACCUGAGAAAGAAGAGACUGUUAUAACACAAAUUUAAACCCACUACCCAGGGAUGAGGUGCUACAAAAUUUGAGAGCCUCUAAACUCCCUUGCAUUCCCUGUUUCAAAAUACUUUAGCUUGUAAUAAAAAUGUACAGCAUUCUGCCUCCCA
Messenger RNA from Cervus elaphus (red deer), 2946 nucleotides. RefSeq names its product CD28 molecule (gene CD28). Gene Ontology annotation, biological process: positive regulation of T cell proliferation; T cell receptor signaling pathway; T cell activation. The transcript has 5 exons. The coding region runs from base 454 to 1116 and encodes 220 amino acids. The record is from RefSeq and is a predicted model, not a curated record. NCBI's taxonomy places the organism in Eukaryota, Metazoa, Chordata, Mammalia, Artiodactyla, Cervidae. Gene Ontology annotation, cellular component: membrane; external side of plasma membrane.